GUCAUAUAAUAUCUUUAAUUCCAUAAUGGCACACUCACGGUACGAGUUCGAAAGCUUCAACGAGAAGCAAAGCGAGUCCCGUACUUAUAAUCGCCAAUCUUAUUCCGUACCAAUCGAGAAUGUUCCUAUUCCGGCACAUCUGCUUCGAGCAUCCGUAAACCUCACAUCCGUACGCGACACCCAUGGCAACCCAGGAUGGGAGUACCAGCCGGGAGACGAGGAGAAGAGAGCAUCAGGGAGAAAAGAAAGCUUAAAUAGGAAGGAGAGUCUUGCACAUCGGCUUAACAGUCGGUCAACGUCUCGUCCCACCAAAUCAGCCAGCCAAAAGCUACAGAACUCACAACGUUUCGACCGCCGCUCAGUCAUGUUUCAAGAUGAUAUGCCACCAUCGAGUGAAGCCGAAAUCAUGGCAAAAAGGAAGAGUCGCUAUCGAUCUUGGGUACCCGAUGAUGAGGUUCUCACUACCUCAAGACCAAACAGCGCACUUGAACCUACGUUUCGUCAACAAGGUCGACUGGCUACUAGCAAUCCUUUCGAGGACCCCAAACAAGGCACCCAAUCCAGCUCCAGCUCGUUUUGGUCCAACGAUGAUCCUUUCGCAACACGUCCGAGUUCUCGUGACGAAAACGUCAAGAGCUCCAAGGAACCUGAUGUCGCAUACACCCCUGCCGGUCAGCACCGCAGGAAGGGUACGCUCGGAUCCAUCGUUGGUGCAGUUGUACCUGAUGUUCUUGCGAGGAAGAUGAGCCUUGCCCACGGCCUGCAAAGGAAAGGCUCUGUGUGGAAGACUUACGAGAAUGCGAAGAAGCGAAGCGCCGAGAUGCAGAGAGAGAAAUGGGCGCAGAUUUUGUUCGAAUACGGCAUAUAUCUGCUCCUACUUUGUUUUAUCUACUUUGUUCUCAUCGGUAGACCCCUGUGGUACGGAGCUGUAUGGUGGACGUACUGGGUAGUCGAGAACAAAUUUGUGUUCGCCGGCGGAUUCGCCAUCACUCUCGGUAUCGCUUUGUUCUAUGCCUUCGCUCCCCUUCUGAUCCUUUUCGAAAAGGACCCACCCCCGGCCGAGUCCACCACAGAGACCAAAGUACAGGACAACGUCAAGGAAACUGCCCUUCUGAUCCCUUGCUACAAGUCUGCUCAUCUCAUUGCUGCUACCCUCGAAUCCGCCUUGAAGAUCUUUCCCGCGUCACACAUCUUCGUUCUGGCCAACGGAAAUAGCCCUACGCCACUUGACAAUACUGAGGAGAUUUGCGAGCCGUAUGGAGUCAACCAUCUGUGGUGUCCGAUUGGCUCAAAGAUCGUCGCACAGUAUGUCGGAGCCUACGCCGCCAAGGCUUUCAAAAACGUUUUGCUCAUCGACGACGAUUGUGCACUCCCUGACAAUUUUCCUGUGGUGACCGAUCGCCUACGCGGAAACGUCAUGUGUCUUGGUUACACUAUCAAAAGUGUCGGACCCAACUCCAGCAAGGGUAAUUUGUGUCAGCAAGCACAGGAUCUUGAGUAUAAGCUUAGCGGUAUUCAGCGCGAGUUUGCUGGUAAGGUCGGCUCAGCCACGUUCCCUCACGGCGCUAUCGCUCUCUGGGAUCGUGAACUGCUCAUUAAAACCUUCCAUGAGCAUCCUGGAUUUAGUGUCUCCGAAGAUUGGUUCUUCGGUCACGUUGCGCGUAAGCUCGGUUCGCGUAUCAAGAUGUGCUCGCAAGUUUUUGUGGAGACAGAGACACCGGCCGCCGUCUUCUUCUCUUCUGGUGGUGCUCGGGGUGGCUUCGGUGAAAUGACCAUCUUUCAGCAGCGUUUCAAACGUUGGAAUUUCUUCUUCGUCAACGGAAUGUACUACAACAUGGCAUACAUCCUGGGAAGCUGGAAACUCGGGUGGUGGGAGAUCGGUGCUAAAAUCUUCGUCUUCCAAGAGGUCUACGAAACGCUCCUUUACCUCGUCUCACCAUUUAUUUUACCUAUCUCAUUCAUAGUCAGGCCCAGUUUUGCUGGUAUCCUACUAGGCGCUACUAUUGUCAUGUACUUGCUUAACACCGUUAUAUUUAACGAGGUCCACCUACGCCGCAAGAACGAACGCCUUGGAUGGGUACUCAUCUACGUCUACUAUCUACCUUACAAACUGGUUCUUACCGCUGUCAACGUAGCAAGCUGCUAUUGGUCACUCUUCAAAUAUGCUCGUUACUUCGCCCAGCGUCACCCCAAGGUUAUUGAGGACGAAAAGGCCGUUGAGGUCAUCGUGCGUCUGGAAGAAACCCAGAUGGCCGCUGGCGCCGGUUCCGGUGGUCUGGGCCGCAAACUCACAGUUCGAACAGCUGGCGCAAAGGGGAUGCACAUCGAUUCCGACCAGGAUAGCGUCGAUCCUUACGAACAAGCAGCAGCCGAAGGCAUUGCAGCCGUUGAUUACGCAUCGGCGCCAGCUACCACCAAAAGUUCCGAUAUCAAGCACCAGUCGUCUCACCCUUACAACAACGCUAGAAAUAGUAGGCGGGCUAGCCAAUAUCGGUUGUCCCACCAAACCAGUCGAAACUCGAGAGACUCCAGACAUGCGCCAAGAUCAGCUGGUGCAGGUUUUUUCUAGUGUCCUCCUCUUUACUCUUUUUCUUUUCUUGUACAUACUACCACUUAGGAUUUCUUUGGCGUUAAUAUUGGCGACUCGGGAAGAGUGGAAGUCACACUGCUCAAGACGGGCCUUUCCUUACCAAACUUCACUUCGAAACACACUCUUAUUACCACGCUUAGCAUCAUCAAUGUUAAUCAUAAAAUGUCAGGCGUCUGACGUCGGAGCGAUUCAAUUUCUUGCCAUUAUGUUCGACACUAGUUCAAGACGUUAAGAGCCAAUGUGAUACUCUACUCGUCACGAGUAGGUAGAUGAAGUCGAUGUAGACGCUUUAGAAUGGUUAUUUCACC
Boeremia exigua is the source of this 2898-nucleotide messenger RNA. RefSeq names its product nucleotide-diphospho-sugar transferase. The record is from RefSeq and is a predicted model, not a curated record. Bases 26 to 2569 code for a protein of 847 amino acids. The transcript is spliced from 3 exons. Lineage: Eukaryota; Fungi; Ascomycota; Dothideomycetes; Pleosporales; Didymellaceae.